Messenger RNA from Rotaria sordida, 390 nucleotides. The record is from the annotation of a GenBank genome assembly. Lineage: Eukaryota; Metazoa; Rotifera; Eurotatoria; Philodinida; Philodinidae.
AUGGCUACAAUCAAGUCAAAGAAAAACAAUGCUAUAGUUGCUGCACACCCAACCAAAUUAGCAUUUGUAAUUUUCUUUGACAAUGGAAUCAUCGAGCAGAAGAGACCAAAGACACAUCCGGCAUCUCCAGUUGUACAACCUCGCUCACCGGUGACUCCGACGUCGUUACCAUUGGUUUCAACUCCUCCAGUGAUUCCAACACCUUCACCAAUUUUACCACCUGUUCCACCAGUCUUACCUAGUCUACCUGCGCUACCAAGUUCACCUACUCCAUCUCUCUUAUCUCGACCAUCAACUUUACCAUCUCAAUCACCAGCUGCUCAAGUACCAAUUCCAGGCAAAUUAUCAAUUAUCCACUCACCUUUCUCACAAUCGUAUAUGCAACAAUAG